AUGUCUUCUUUUACUUCCUUCAGACCUUGUCUACGCAACGUCUCAAAAUUCCGGCCGCGAGCACAGCAGCUUCUUUUACAAAGAAGGACCUUCGUUACUCCUCCAAACCCUCGUCGUAAACCGAGUGAACGUGAAGCUCCAAAGGGCGUCGUUGCUCCCAAGACAAGAAUUGCAUUCGGAAUAGUCUUUAUUGGAGCGAUGAUAUAUUCAAUGGCGACAGACGAACCUACGAAGCUCGAUGGGCCUACAAUUGCGGAUCGAGACACCCUGGCCAAGCGCCAGGAUGGUGUUACAGAGAACUCACCCAUGCGUUUACGAAUGGAGGAAUUCAUAAAAUCACAACAGAAAGAAAUUGUAAAGGAGUUGGAGGCUGUAGACGGCAAAAAGUUCCAAAUCGAUACAUGGACACGGGAGCAUGGAGGCGGCGGGAUCUCAAGUGUCCUACAAGAUGGCAAUGUUUUUGAAAAGGCCGGUGUGAAUAUCAGUAUCGUCUACGGAACUCUCCCUCGAGCAGCAAUUGAGAAAAUGCGAGUAAACCACAAGGCCAUCGACCCCGAAGUCAACUCGCUGGAGUUCUUCGCGGCAGGGUUAAGCAUGGUUCUUCACCCGAAAAAUCCCAUGGCCCCAACAGUCCACCUGAACUACCGCUACUUCGAGACAGCAAACCCAGACGGAACUCCAAAUGCAUGGUGGUUCGGUGGCGGUACCGAUCUUACACCUAGCUACCUUUUUGACGAAGACGCCAUCCACUUUCACAAGACUAUAAAAGAGGCCUGCGACAAGCACGACAAAUCAUACUAUCCGCGCUUCAAGGAAUGGUGUGACAAGUACUUCUAUAACAAGCACCGCGACGAGUCUCGGGGCAUAGGAGGAAUCUUCUUCGAUGAUCUAGAUGGGCAAGAGAAGGACCAGGAGAAUACUUUCGCAUUUGCGCAGAGCUGUUUGAAGGCUUUCUUGCCAAGUUAUAUCCCGAUCAUUCAGAAGAGGAAGGAUAUGCCGUAUACCGAGAAGGAGAAGGAGUGGCAGCAGAUUAGGCGGGGGAGGUAUGUGGAGUUUAAUUUGGUGCAUGAUAGAGGGACGGCGUUUGGUUUGAAUACACCUAGUGCCAGAGUGGAGAGCAUUCUCAUGAGUUUGCCUUUGACUGCGAGCUGGAGGUACAUGUAUGAGCCUGAAAAGGGAAGCAGGGAGCAGCGGUUGGUGGACACGCUGAGAGAGCCUAGGGAGAAUUCUCAGGCAUCGUAUACACGUGAUGAUCUCUCCUUUCAUAAGGCUUACUUACGGAGUGGAACCGAGUCUCAACAUCAUUCAAUCAUCUCCAUCUCACAAUCCCAAAACCCUCAUCGAACGCUCAUUAUUCAAAACAAUGAUCACCUCCCCACAUCCUCUGAAUCUACACCUGAAAUCCUCACAAUGACAACCCUCCCAGCACCCAGGAUCCUCUUAACCACCCUCUUCAAUACAUUCACCACCCCUCCCCAGGCAACCCAACCAACAACAAACACCCCCUAUUCCGCCUCCUCCUCCACAUCCACAUUCACAUCCACUUCCACCAACCCCCUACACGCCCUCCCGCCCUCUCACCGCGCUCUACUAACGACCCUGCACGUGCUCUUUCCCCCUGGCAUGCUCCUCCAAUCCCUGGACCUCCUAGACCGCGGUCUCGUCACGCGUAUCACGGAACUCCAUCCAAAUCAAAAUCCACAUCCACAUGCAGCACCACAGUCUCAAAAAGCAAUAAUUAUGCCAUCUCAAGCUCCCAUCCACCUACUCCCAGAGCCAGGAGUUCAAGAGAAAGAAGAAACGAGGAAGAACCAGGUAUACCAAGUCCGAUCAUCUCAGCAGCUCUCCCGGUUUAAAGACCACGGUGGGGGUAAAGGACAGGUGUAUAUCGUUAGGCUGCAGGCGUGGUCUUGCACGUGUGCUGCGUUUGCAUUUUCUUCAUUCCCGUCUUCGUUCCUGUCGCAGUCUGCGCCUGGGUUCGGUGUUGAGGGCCAUGGCGAGGGGUUUGAAGGGGAUGGAGAAGGAGAUGGGGGAUGGGAGUUUGGGGGUUUGAGUUUUGAUGGGAUGGGAGGCGGAGGAGGUGGUGGAGGUGGAGGAGUGCCGGUUUGUAAGCAUUUACUUGCUUGUGUGCUUGUGGAACGGUGGGGGGAUGUCUUGGGGGCGUAUUUUAAGGAGAGGGAAGUGGGGAGGGAGGAGAUGGCUGGGUUGGGGGCUGAGUGA
Molecule: messenger RNA, 2220 nt
Organism: Lachnellula hyalina
Lineage: Eukaryota; Fungi; Ascomycota; Leotiomycetes; Helotiales; Lachnaceae
Gene: HEM13
Product: Oxygen-dependent coproporphyrinogen-III oxidase
Exons: 3
Coding region: 1-2220 (739 amino acids)
Cellular component (GO): cytoplasm; mitochondrial intermembrane space
Molecular function (GO): coproporphyrinogen oxidase activity
Source: RefSeq, a predicted model, not a curated record